AUGGAAUGUCCUCUGGAGGAUGGCCUGGAGGAAGAGGAGGAGGAGUGUGUCUCCGAGGAGAACGAGCUCUUGGCCAAAGACGAGUUCUCGGUGGAAGAGAACUUCACUGCCGAAUUUGAGGCUGAGAACAUGAGUUGCGAAGACAUGGAGUACUUCUGCAACAAAGGAGAGGAAGAUGGCAACCGAGAUGCAGGAGAGUCGGAGAUGGAGGGGCAGGGAGAGAAGACCAGGCAUGCUGCAGUGGGGCCAGAUGAAUGGGAUGGUCCAAGAGAGCUGGAUGCCUUCCUUAAAGAUGGCGAGCGUCGGAUCCACAGCCGGCAGCAGCUCCCUGUGGGGACAACAUGGGGACCCUUCGAAGGGAAGAUUGAGAUGAGCACUGACAGCACCGCACUGAAGACGAAGAGCACGGUCCCGGUGGUGCUGAGCGCCGGCCCCAGGUGGCUGCUGGAUGUGACUUGGCAGGGAGCGGAAGACAACAAAAACAACUGUGUGGUGUACAGCAAAGGUGGCCAACUGUGGUGCACCACCACCAAGAACAUGAUGGAGGGCGAGGAGCUAGUGGCGUUUGCGGUGGACUUUGACUCGCGUCUGCAGGCAGUGAACCACAUGUCUCUGAGUGAGGGCAUGUACCCAGCCAGGCUGCUGGACAGCAUCCAGCUCCUGCCGCAGCAGGCCGCAAUGGCCUCCAUCCUGCCCACUGCCAUCGUCAACAAGGACAUCUUCCCCUGCAAGGCAUGUGGAAUCUGGUUUCGGAGCGAGAGGAACCUGCAGGCCCAUCUGAUGUACUACUGCAGCGGGCGACAGAGGGAGCCAGAGACGGUAGUGGAGGAGAACGACACCGGACCCCACCAGACCCCCAGUAUCUGCCCCUUCCCACAGUGCAACAAGAGCUUCUCAGGAGCGAGGGCCCUGGAAAUGCACUUGAGCACCUCACACAGUGGUGUCAAAAUGGAAGAGAGCCUCCCUCCUGGCACCAGCUUGAAAUGCACAAUCUGUAACUACACGGCAGAUUCUCUUAUUACAUUCCAGCAUCACAUCAUGUCUCACCUGUCACAGGCGGCCUUCAGAUGCAAUCACUGCCAUAUCAGCUUCCAGAGCCACAGGGAACUCUUACAGCAUCAGGACUUACAUGGGCACGGCAGCAAACUUCACAGGGAAGGCGACGGCAGUGAGCAUUCCCCAAGGGGGCCUGAGGAAAGCCUCCAGCAGCAGCAGCAGCAGCAGCAGCAGGCCCGCACUGAGCUGGCCAACAGGAAGGAUGCUCUGCUGGGAAGUCCCAAAGGGGCCCUCAACAAGGAGACCAGCACAGACGGAGAGGCUGACAAGGCUGAGAAGAAGCCCAUGCUGUCGGUUCAGAAGGGAGAGGUGCACCCAGGCAGUAAAGCCAGUUUUUCUUACACUAGGAUCAAGUCUGAGCCCUCCAGCCCCCGGCUGGCCUCCUCCCCUGUGCAGCAUAACAUGCCUACAUUUCCCAUGGGCCCCUUCUUGUCUCAGUUUGCUUUCUCCCAAGACAUUUCAGUAGUCCCACAGGCUUCUGAGAUUCUGGCUAAAAUGUCAGAGCUAGUUCACCGGAGGCUGCGCCAUGGAGGGAACAGCUACCCCCCUGUCAUCUACAGUCCUCUUAUGCCCAAAGGGGCCACCUGUUUUGAAUGCAAUAUCACCUUCAGCAACUUGGACAACUAUUUGGUCCACAAAAAGCAUUACUGUAACAGUCGCUGGCAACACAUGGCAAAGUCUCCCGACUUCUCCACCCUCUCAGAUAAGGUCCCUGAGGCGGUGAGCCCCAACAGUGGUCACAGUUCUGUUAGCAUGUUGGCCAGCUGCCAUCCCACAGAGGCCGACAGCCACCUCAUGCAGUCUGCCUGUCUGAACUCCAAUGUGUUGGACAUGAUCAAUGCUGGGGCUAAAGGGCCCGAUAAGGAUCUACCAGGACAGGUGAAGAAGGUCUCCACCCCGACUGGGGCUGAGGAGAGGCUGAAUGGCAAGCAGAUGGAGGGUAAAAGCCCCAGUACAGGUCUGGUGGAAAGUGACAAUGAUCCAACCAAGACAACCUGUGAUGCCUGCAAUAUCACCUUCAGUCGUCAUGAGACCUACAUGGUCCACAAGCAGUACUACUGUGCCACUCGUCACGAUCCACCCAUGAAACGCAUGUCCACCAACAAGGUGCCCUCCAUGCAAAGAACCAUGAGGACCCGCAAACGUAGGAAGAUGUACGAGAUGUGUCUCCCUGACCAGGACCACCAGAGGCCCCCUAUGGGUCAGCCGAGUUUCCUUGGAGUUCCUCCUAUGAACCCUUGUACAUCGCAGGAAGCUGUAGAGAGCCUGGCAGAUCGCUUCCACCCCCGCUGUGACAUCUUCCCAGGUAUGGUACCCAAACACCUGGAGGCCUCUCUCACUGUCACUAAACCAAUUCUGGCUCCCAAAUGCAAUACUGCGGAGCAGCAGGAGCUGGACGCUCCCAUUGAUCUCAGCAAAAAGUGUUCGCCAGUCCCUGACAAGACAUGUAGCUCUCCCAAAAGACUGUUGGACUAUCACGAAUGUGCAGUGUGCAAGAUAAGUUUUAACAAAGUGGAGAACUACCUGGCGCACAAACAGAACUUUUGCCCUGCAACAGCCGCCGCAGCCGCUGCUGCUCAGCAGCAACAACAACAGCAACAACAACAGCCACAACAGCAGCAACAACACAAUGAGACUGGCAGCCUGGAGCCAACCAUGUUCCCAGAUGUGAAGAGUGAAGGCAAUAACAACCCUGAUGAUGUCUACGAUAAGAGCCCAGGCAUAUGUGAGAAGAAUGGCAAUGGGAAGGUUAUGGUGCAGAAUGGAGGCAUGUUCCCCCCUCACCUGGGGCCUGUGCCGGCACUCAAGCCUUUUACUGAGCCCCAGCUCAUCCCAUCAAAAGAUGAGAACAAAAAUAUGUUUCUGCCCCACUGCCUUUAUCCUGGAGCAAUAAAGAAGGUGAAAGGUCCUGAGCAAAUAUCGCCGUAUUUUGGGAUAAAGCCAACCGAUUAUGUGACUGGGGGACCAGUGAUGCAGGGAGAGGCCAGCGAACAAGAGCAGAGCAUUAACGGGGGAGGAGGAGGAGGUGCAGGUGGAGGAGGAGAGACAGGAACAACCAGAGAGCAGGCCCAGCAGCCUGCUGCUAAUGGCUGCCCCCACCCUGGCAAGGAGCCCCUUCCUCUACUGCCCAAAAACCGGGGCAUGGUCAUCGUCAACGGGGGGCACAAGCCCGAGGAGCGUUCAGGCACAGCUCCCCCACAGCAGGAGAACCAGCCACAGCCAGACGGCCAACCCCCCAAUCCCUCACCUACGUGGGCCACUGAGAACCAGGCCGACUCCAAUGAGAACAUGUCACCUUCCUCCAAGUCCCCAAACGAGGAGGCGGCACCCACAGCCAAUAAAGGCGUGAACGGCUCUGGAAGUGGCAAGUACUGCCGCCUCUGUGAUAUCCAGUUCAACAACCUGUCAAACUUUAUUACCCAUAAGAAGUUUUACUGUUCAUCACAUGCUGCAGAGCAUGUAAAAUAAGUUAGAAGAAUAAGACAUGUUCUUCUCCUCCUUCC
Toxotes jaculatrix (banded archerfish) is the source of this 3560-nucleotide messenger RNA. RefSeq names its product zinc finger protein, FOG family member 2a (gene zfpm2a). The coding region runs from base 1 to 3525 and encodes 1174 amino acids. Gene Ontology annotation, biological process: heart development; cell differentiation; negative regulation of transcription by RNA polymerase II. Gene Ontology annotation, cellular component: nucleus. The transcript is spliced from 8 exons. Lineage: Eukaryota; Metazoa; Chordata; Actinopteri; Toxotidae. Gene Ontology annotation, molecular function: RNA polymerase II-specific DNA-binding transcription factor binding. The record is from RefSeq and is a predicted model, not a curated record.